Messenger RNA from Pongo pygmaeus (Bornean orangutan), 1309 nucleotides. RefSeq names its product regulator of hemoglobinization and erythroid cell expansion (gene RHEX). Gene Ontology annotation, cellular component: plasma membrane. The transcript has 7 exons. The coding region runs from base 303 to 821 and encodes 172 amino acids. NCBI's taxonomy places the organism in Eukaryota, Metazoa, Chordata, Mammalia, Primates, Hominidae. The record is from RefSeq and is a predicted model, not a curated record.
GUGACACAGAAGCUUCUGGGUAGGGGCUGGAGAUGGGUCAGGGAGGUAUUUCCGUUAGGACAUCGCUGAAACACAGACUGGGAUCAGACUGUGCUCAUAGUCCUAGGGGCUGGAAUGCAGUAGCACCAUCUCAGUUCACUGAAGUCUCGACCUCCUGGGCUCAAGCGAUCCUCCCACCUCAGCCUCCUCAGUAGCUGGGACCACAGAUCUCCAGCACCCUGCCGGUGGCACUACUGAGAGACGAGGUGCCAGGGUGGUUCCUGAAAGUGCCUGAGCCCCAACUUAUCAGCAAGGAGCUCAUCAUGCUGACAGAAGUCAUGGAGGUCUGGCAUGGCUUAGUGAUUGCGGUGGUGUCCCUCUUCCUGCAGGCCUGCUUCCUCACCGCCAUCAACUACCUGCUCAGCAGGCACAUGGCCCACAAGAGUGAACAGAUACUGAAAGCAGCCAGUCUCCAGGUCCCCAGGCCCAGCCCUGGCCACCAUCAUCCACCUGCUGUCAAAGAGAUGAAGGAGACUCAGACAGACAGAGACAUCCCAAUGUCUGAUCCCCUUUACAGGCAUGACAGCGACACAUCCUCAAAUAGCUCGGACAGCUCCUGCAAUUCGCCUCCUGCCUGCCAGGACACCAAGGAUGUGGAUUACACACAAGUCGUCUUUUCGGCCCCUGGAGAACUAAAAAAUGACUCCCCCCUGGACUAUGAGAACAUAAAGGAAAUCACAGAUUAUGUCAAUGUCAAUCCAGAAAGCCACAAGCCCAAUUUCUGGUAUUUUGUCAACCCUGCUGUGUCUGAGCCAGCAGAAUAUGAUCAAGUGGCCAUGUGAAUUCCAAAUAUUUUUAAUGGGGUCCAGUUCUCUAUGGAUUCUUACAUUUAAUUUGUAGGGAAAUGACAUUUUUCCCCCUUAAACAAGGCAUGGGGCUCACAAGUCUAUGGAGACAGGCCAAAAAGAAUGUGGAGAAGAAAACUGACAAAUACACAGAGGUCCUCAAGACCCAUGGACUCCUGGUCUGUACCCAAAAAAAGGCUGUUCAUUCCUCAAAAACAAAAACAAGGCUUGGGUGGGAAAACAGGCCUAUGCCCCGGCAAGAAAGGUUCAGAUCAGAUGUUAGGAAGAACUCUCAGGUAAAGUAUGAGACCAUGGAGUCCAUCAGCAGAGAUAGCAGUGAAGUCUCUCCCCAGGGAAAAUUUUAAAAAGGUUUCAUCAGCUGUUGUAGAGUUCUAUUUGGCAAUCUCAUGGUUAAAUGACUUCCCUUUGAGCUCUUUAAUUAUUGGCAAUAAACAACUUCUUUAAAAGUUUUAAAUAAAAUAGCA